Messenger RNA from Marchantia polymorpha subsp. ruderalis, 2074 nucleotides. The record is from the annotation of a GenBank genome assembly. NCBI's taxonomy places the organism in Eukaryota, Viridiplantae, Streptophyta, Marchantiopsida, Marchantiales, Marchantiaceae.
ACUGGGUAGUUACAAAAAGGCCAGAGGAGUGUGCAUUCCUCAGGCAUUCGUGUGCUUCUAACUUCAGCAGCCGGUGACGACUCCUGAGAACAUUCUCAGAGAGGAUCAGAGGGAAAGAAAGCUUCACGGUCUCAGAGACUUGACAAUCAACAUGGAUCCAUAUAAGUUCGUUCCUUCGAGCAAGCACAACUCCCCAUACUGGACGACAAACUCUGGUGCUCCAGUAUGGAACAACAACUCCUCUCUCACCGUGGGCCCGCGUGGUCCGGUGUUGUUGGAGGACUACCACCUGAUUGAGAAGUUGGCUAACUUCGACAGGGAGAGAAUCCCUGAGCGAGUGGUGCAUUCACGAGGGUUCAGUGCCAAGGGCUACUUCGAAGUGACCCAUGAUAUCUCCCAUCUCACUUGUGCCGAUUUCCUGCGAGCACCUGGAGUCCAGACUCCACUCAUCACACGAUUCUCGACUGUCAUCCACGAGAGAGGUAGUCCCGAGACCAUCCGUGACCCCCGAGGCUUUGCAGUCAAAUUCUACACACGAGAAGGAAACUUCGACAUCGUCGGCAACAAUACGCCCGUGUUCUUCAUCCGUGAUGCUAUCCAGUUUCCCGACGUGAUCCAUGCCUUCAAGCCCAACCCGAAGACGAACAUCCAGGAGUACUGGCGAGUGAUGGACUUCCUCUCUCACUUCCCUGAGAGUCUUCACACGUUCAUGUUCCUGUUCGAUGAUUGGGGUAUUCCUUCGGACUACCGACACAUGGAGGGGUUCGGGGUUCACACAUACAAGCUUAUCAACAAGGCAGGAAAGGAAACUUUCAUCAAGUGGCACUGGAAACCAUCAUGUGGGCUGAAGUUCUUGCUGGACGAAGAAGCGAUCAUUGUCGGAGGAACCAACCACAGUCAUGCGACUCAAGACCUGUACGAGAACAUUGCAGCUGGAAAUUAUCCAGAGUGGUCUCUCUACAUCCAGACCAUGGAUCCGAGCAUGGAGGAUAAAGUUGACUUCGAUCCUCUGGACACCACCAAAACCUGGCCCGAGGAUCUGUUCCCUCUUCAGCCUGUAGGAAAGAUGGUGCUGAACAAAAACAUCGACAAUCACUUCGCCGAAAACGAGAUGUUAGCCUUCUCUCCCGGCACCAUCGUUCCCGGCAUCUACUACUCUAACGAUAAAAUGUUCCAAACCAGAAUCUUUGCGUACGGCGACACGCAGAGGCACCGUCUGGGGCCCAACUUUCUGCAGCUACCCGUCAAUGCCCCCAAGUGCCCCAAACAUAAUAACCACCACGAGGGCUUCAUGAACUUCAUGCACCGAGACGAGGAGGUGAACUACUUCCCAUCUCGCCACGACCCUGUUCGUGUAUCGGAGAAAACGCCCAUUUCUCAGGACAUCGUCUCCGGCAAGAGAGAGAAGGUUGUCAUUUAUAAGGAGAACAACUUCAAGCAGCCAGGCGUGUUGUACCGAACCUUUGACACUGCAAGGCAGGAGCGAUUCAUCAAGCGAUUCGUGGACUCGCUAAAAGACCCACGAGUGACAGACGAGGUUCGCAAAGUCUGGGUGUACUACUGUGCUCAGGCCGAUCAGACUUUGGGCAAGAAGAUGGCGCAAAGGCUUAACAUGCCAAUGAUCCAGUCUGGGAUGUAGACACGUCCCGCUUCCAGUGCGAAACUCAUCGAACGCAAUAGACCAUAUUUCUAUCGGACUCGAUUGAAUCUAGCAUAUGGAGUGUAUAUAAAGCAUGAUGUAUUGCUCCACAGAAUAAGCCAGGUAUCAUGUCAGAGAUUUUUUUCUCUUCUGCAGCCGAAUCGAUUGUGAAUCCGAAGAAGAUUCAACAUGAUAUUCUACAGAGCUGCCGAUCUGGCUCAGAAAGUGUGCAAUGGUGCACAAGUAUUUCUAGAUGUCCGGUGGAACCGUGAACUCUGAUGAAAGAUCAUGACACCCAGAAGAUAACGUUGUACAAUUAAGUAUUAUAUAUAUAGGUCGACAAUUCAGCUCGAAGUUUUAGUCCAGAGUGAAGAUUCUGAACACGUUCUUUCUCCUGAAGUUUAUAAAUGCGAUCUGGUGUUGCUUGUGACUUUC